CAGCGUCCCCGGAGGAUUCUGGGAAAGCGGCUCCCUUUCCGGCCUCCGCCCCGGGGCGUUGUGGGAACUCUCGGCCGAGGCGGGCCAAGGCCCGGAGGAUUCUGGGAACUUGCCGUUGAGGAGGCCAAGGACCGGCCACCUUCCCGGAGGAUUCUGGGAAAGCGGCCCUCUCGGCCUCGGGGGCCGCGCCCCGGAGGAUUCUGGGAACUCUCGUCCGAGGGGGCCUGAGCCCGGCGUCCGCCCCGGAGGAUUCUGGGAAGGCGGCCCUCUCGGCCUCAGGGGCUGCAGCCCGGCCUCCGGCCCGGAGGAUUCUGGGAACUGUCGGCUGAGGGGGCCUUAGCCCGAAGUCCGCCCCGAAGGAUUGUGGGAAAGCGGCCCUCUUGGCCUCAGGGGCCGCGCCCCGGAGGAUUCUGGGAACUCUCAGCUGAGGAGGGCCUUAGCCCAGCCUCCGCCCCGGAGGAUUCUGGGAACUGUCGGCUGAGGGGGCCUUAGCCCGAAGUCCACCCCAAAGGAUUGUGGGAAAGCGGCCCUCUUGGCCUCAGGGGCCGCGGCCCGGCCUCUGCCCCGGAGGAUUUUGGGAACUCUUGGCUGAGGGGGUCUUAGUCCGGCCUCCGCCCCGGAGGAUUCUGGGAACUCUGGGCUGAGGGGGCCUUAGCCCGGCGUCCGCCCCGGAGGAUUCUGGGAAGGCGGCCCUCCCGCCUCUGCCCCGGACCAUUCUGGGAAAGCGGCCCUCUGGGCCUCAGGGUCCGCGGCCCGGCCUCCGCCCCGGAGGAUUGUGGGAAGUGUGGGCCUGGGGGUCCGCCCCGGAGGACUGUGGGAAAGCGGCCCACUGGGCCUCAGGGCCUCGCUGAGGCGAAGUGAGGCGAGGCGUGGUGGUGGUGGUGGUGGUGGUGUUCCCCGUCCGCCAUGGCGGGGGUCCCGGCGGUGCGCAUCAGCAUCGAGUCGGCCUGCGAGAAGCAGGUGCAGGAGGUGGGGCUGGACGGCACCGAGACCUACCUGCAGCCGCUGUCCAUGUCGCAGAACCUGGCCCGCCUGGCCCAGCGCAUCGACUUCGGCCAGGGCUCCGGCUCCGAGGAGGACGAGGCCAACCAGCCCCUCCCCGCCGCCCACGACGACCAGGGCGCCCGCGACUGGCCCGGCGCCGACCAGGACGACGACGAAGGGUUAGUUAAGUUUCAGCCUUCCCUCUGGCCAUGGGAUUCGGUGCGGAACAACCUGAGAGGAUCCCUGACGGAGAUGUGUGUGCUGUACGACGUCCUCAGCAUCAUCCGCGAUAAAAAAUUUAUGACUCUGGAUCCCGUCCUGCAGGAGUCACUUCCUCCUAAACAGAAUCCUCAGACUUUACAGUUGAUUUCAAAGAAGAAGUCGCUAGCUGGUGCCGCCCAGAUCCUUCUGAAAGGAGCAGACAGGCUGACCAAAUCGGUUGCCGAAAACCAAGAGAACAAGUGGCAGCGAGACUUCAACUCGGAGCUUCUGAGGUUGCGGCAACACUGGAAGCUGAGGAAAGUCGGAGAUAAAAUCCUGGGGGACCUGAGCUACAGGAGUGCAGGGUCUCUGUUUCCCCAUCACGGCACCUUUGAAGUAAUCAAGAACACGGACAUUGAUCUGGACAAGGUCAUACCGGAGGAUUACUGCCCCCUUGAUGUCCAGAUUCCAAGUGAUUUAGAAGGAUCGGCAUAUAUCAAGGUUUCUAUUCAAAAGAAAGCUCCGGACAUAGGCGAUCUUGGAACAGUCAACCUCUUCAGGCAACCACUACCUAAACCCAAAUCAGGGUCCCCAUACUGGCAGAUCAAACUGGAGGCCGCCCAGAAUGUUCUCUUGUGUAAAGAAAUCUUCGCCCAGCUCUCCCGGGAGGCUGUUCAGAUCAAGUCGCCAAUUCCUCACAUUGUCGUGAAGAACCAGAUUAUCUCUCAGCCCUUCCCAGGUUUGCAGCUCUCCAUUUCCUUGUGCCACUCUUCCAAUGACAAGAAAUCCCAAAAAUCCGCAUCUGAUAAGCAAACCCCAGAGGACCACCUGUAUGUGUUGGAGCACAAUUUGCACCUGCUCAUCAGAGAGUUUCACAAGCAGACGCUGAGUUCCCACAUGAUGCCCCACCCUGCCAGUGCCCCUUUCGGACACAAAAGAUUGCGACUCUCGGGGCCUCAGGCUUUUGACAAGAACGAAAUCAACUCUUUACAGUCCAACGAGGGUCUCCUGGAGAAGAUCAUCAAACAGGCCAAGCACAUCUUUCUGAGGAGCAGAACUGCCCGAACCAUCGACAGUUUAGCCAGUCACAUCGAAGAUCCUCAAAUACAGGCACAUUGGUCCAACAUAAACGACGUGUAUGAGUCCAGCGUGAAAGUGUUAAUAACCUCUCAAGGCUAUGAACAGAUAUGCAAGUCCAUCCAGCUGCAGUUGAAUAUCGGAAUUGACCAGAUCCGGGUGGUUCACCGAGAUGGACGAGUGAUUAUGUUGUCGCAUCAGGAGCAGGAGUUACAGGAUUUUCUCCUCUCCCAGAUGUCUCAGCACCAGGUGCAUGCCGUUCAGCAGCUGGCGAAGGUGAUGGGCUGGCAGGUGCUGAGCUUCAGUAACCACGUGGGGCUCGGGCCCGUGGAGAGCAUCGGCAACGCCUCCGCCAUAACCGUGGCCUCCCCCAGCGGCGACUAUGCUAUCUCAGUGCGGAACGGGCCGGAGAGCGGCAGCAAGGUGAUGGUGCAGUUUCCCCGGUGUCAGUGCAAAGACCUCCCCAAAAGCGACGUGUUACAAGACGGGAAAUGGAAUCACCUGCGGGGGCCGUUCAAGGAGGUUCAGUGGAACAAGAUGGAAGGGCGCAACUUUGUGUAUAAAAUGGAGCUGCUCAUGUCAGCCCUCACCCCCUGCUCGUAGCCACCCCGCCCAGAAGAAAUCCCUCUCCGUGCCCUCCUCGGCUUCCAGGCGGGCCGUCUCCCGGACGAGGCAGCGCAGUACAAAUAAAACCUCCAGGUAAUGUGGAUGAAGGCCCGGUACUAUCGAAAUGCCAAGAAAACAUUCGGGUUUACAGUUCUGUACAGUUGUAGGUAUCUUUUGCGGUCUGUGUGACCGGUUUUUCGUUGUGUUUUGUGUUUUUUCACUGGAAAAAUCAUGAGUUGCUGUUCCUUCAAGGUCUCAGUUAAACUGGAAAAAUGCUACUACAUCGUGA
Tachyglossus aculeatus (Australian echidna) is the source of this 3157-nucleotide messenger RNA. It is a transcript of the gene MED17, whose product is annotated as mediator complex subunit 17. Gene Ontology annotation, molecular function: transcription coregulator activity. Gene Ontology annotation, biological process: regulation of transcription by RNA polymerase II. Lineage: Eukaryota; Metazoa; Chordata; Mammalia; Monotremata; Tachyglossidae. Gene Ontology annotation, cellular component: core mediator complex; mediator complex. The record is from RefSeq and is a predicted model, not a curated record. The transcript is spliced from 12 exons. Bases 907 to 2865 code for a protein of 652 amino acids.